AUGUCUACAUCCCUCGCGUUCGUAUUUCCUGGUCAAGGGUCCCUAUCGGUGGGCACGCUUGCCGACUUCGGCGCUGAAAAUCCAGUGAUCCUCGAGACCUUCAAGGAAGCCUCUAAGGCCCUGGGCUACAACCUGUGGGCACUCAUCCAGGAAGGUCCGGAAGAACAACUCGAUCAACCAGAGAAGACCGAGCCGGCAAUCCUAACUGUAUCUAUUGCCCUGUGGCGUCUGUGGUUGGAAAAUGGCGGUCCCUGCCCGGCCUUCGUUUCUGGCCACGGCUUCGGCGAAUAUAGCGCCUUGGUCGCGGCCGGCAGCUUGUCGCUGGACACUGCAGUUCGCCUGAUAGAGUCUCGUGCUCGGCUGAUGCAGGCAACUGCAGAGCUCAAUAAUGGCGCCAUGGCCACUAUCCUCGGCCUGGACGACGCCGAUGUGGUCGCCAUCUGCGGUGAAGCGGCCAAGGACCAAGUAGUUAGCGUGACCUACUUCAAUUCACCAGGUCAGGUUGUCAUCGCCGGCCAUAAAGCUGCGGUGAAUCGCGCCGCCGAGCUGUGCAAGGCCAAGGGCGCCAAGCGCGUUGUGCCAACGGCAGGCAGUGUACCGUCACAUUGCGCCCUAAUGAAACCCGCCGCCGGCCGUUUCUCUGCGAUGGUUAAUAGCGUCGAGUGGAUGACGCCGCAUAUGUCGGUGGUGCGGAACGUUACCGCCACCGUCGCUGCCGACCUCGAUGCGCUCAAGCAGGACCUAAUGGUGGAGCUAUACCAGCCGGUACGCUGGGCUGAGUGUGUGCGGGCCUUAGCUAGAAAUGGCGUGGUGAAUAUGGUAGAAUGCGGCCCAGGCAGGUCCGCCCUGAACAAACGUUGCGCCGACGGCGUGACCACCUAUGGCAUCGAUUCUCCAGAUCAGCUAGCCACAACCCUCGCAGCUCUAAGUUAG
Messenger RNA from Penicillium mononematosum, 933 nucleotides. RefSeq names its product ACP S-malonyltransferase. The record is from RefSeq and is a predicted model, not a curated record. Gene Ontology annotation, biological process: fatty acid biosynthetic process. Lineage: Eukaryota; Fungi; Ascomycota; Eurotiomycetes; Eurotiales; Aspergillaceae. Bases 1 to 933 code for a protein of 310 amino acids. The transcript has a single exon. Gene Ontology annotation, molecular function: [acyl-carrier-protein] S-malonyltransferase activity.